AUGGGAAGGUCACCAUGCUGUGAGAAUGUGGGGUUGAAGAGACGGACAUGGACACCUGAAGAAGAUCAAAAGCUUUUGGCAUACAUUGAAGAAAAUGGUCAUGGAAGCUGGCCUGCCUUGCCUGCAAAAGCAGGGUUGCAAAGGUGUGGGAAGAGCUGUAGACUGAGGUGGACAAAUUAUCUGAGACCUGAUAUCAAGAGAGGCAAGUUCAGCUUGCAGGAAGAGCAGUCCAUCAUCCAACUACAUGCUCUUCUUGGCAACAGAUGGUCUGCCAUAGCAACUCACUUGCCCAAGAGAACGGACAAUGAUAUCAAAAACUACUGGAACUCACAUCUCAAGAAAAGAUUAACCAAAAUGGGUAUCGAUCCAGUGACUCAUAAGCCCAAGAGUGACUCCCUCAACCCUGGCCAAGUAAAAGUUGCCGCCACCCUCAGCCACAUUGCUCAGUGGGAAAGCACUCGACUUGAAGCCGAGGCCAGAGAAUCCACCCUCCUCAGAUCCUUCUCUUCUUCUUCAGCUCAACUUGUCCUCAACAAAGCUAAUGCUCUGCCACCACUACAACCACCGCCACUACCGCUACAACCCCUAUGUCUGGAUGUACUGACAGCAUGUAAAGGGGCAUGGCUAACGACACUACUCAAAGAAAAUGGCUCCACCAUCACUGGAACUCUAGAGGCGCCGACAUCAACGUUGAAUUUCUCGGAUAAACAACUUUUGAUCCGUAACUUGGGAAAAUCAAACAACAACAAUGGAGAAGUCAAAGAAAGUAUGGACAACACAGUUCUAGUUUCAAAUUUCAUGGAAGGGCUUACAGAUCUUUUCAUUGAAAAUAGCCAUGACCACCUUGAACACGACCUUAACGAUUUUGAAGAGAACAAUAAUUAUUGGAAUAACAUAUUGAAUUUGGUCAACUCUACUUCUCCAUCAAUUGAUUCACCGGUGUUCUAA
Molecule: messenger RNA, 948 nt
Organism: Camellia sinensis
Lineage: Eukaryota; Viridiplantae; Streptophyta; Magnoliopsida; Ericales; Theaceae
Source: RefSeq, a predicted model, not a curated record